Molecule: messenger RNA, 1247 nt
Organism: Armigeres subalbatus
Lineage: Eukaryota; Metazoa; Arthropoda; Insecta; Diptera; Culicidae
Product: putative nuclease HARBI1
Exons: 4
Coding region: 153-1247 (364 amino acids)
Source: RefSeq, a predicted model, not a curated record
GUUUCGUGUUCGAAGUUUCUAUUAUUUUUUGAUAAAACAGAAAUUCCUGAUGUAGGUAAGUUAUUUGUACUUUUGGUAUUUAAUUGUUCAUUCAAUUCGAAAUCAAAUACUGUUCUAGGUGCGUAGAAAACUUCACGAUUAACAACUUAACCAUGAGCUGUUUUGACUUCUGGUUUGAUAGCGAUUCCGAGGGUGAUAAUAUGACUAACGAAGAUUUAUGCACAGUUAGAGUUGAGCGUCGAAAGCUUCGAGAUGCAUCAAAUCCUCUAGAUUUGCCAUCUAAUACGUUCGUGGAGUAUUUCCGAGUUUCCAAAGAUUUAUUCAGACACCUUUUUGAUAUUCUCGAUGGAAAUUUGGGAGUAGGAUCGUCCACAGUUUUACCUAUCAUUAAACUAGCGGCUGCCCUCAGAUUUUUCGCUGAAGGCAGCUAUCAAAAAGGAGCUGGGAAUGACCUCUUCGUUGGAGUUGCUCAGCCAACAAUGUCAAAAAUGUUGUAUAAAAUUAUCGAUGUUUUUGAGGAACAAAUUUGCAAAACAGCGAUUAAGUUUCCUACGAAUGACGAUGAAAAAAAUGCAACUAAAAUGGGUUUUUUCGAGAAGUCUGGAUUUCCUGGUGUCAUUAAUUGUGUUGAUGGAAGUCACAUAAAAAUAAUCAAGCCGAAACAUGAUGUGCAGCAUCUAUAUUCCAAUCGUAAAGGUUAUCACAGUCUGAACGUUAUGAUGGUUUGUGACCAUAAGAUGAUCAUUCGAUACGUCGAGGCAAACCAUCCUGGGUCUUCACAUGACUCAUUUAUUUGGAACACAAGCGCUCUAAAUCAAAUGCUGGAAACACAUUCCAUUAAUGGCGAUCGGAAUUCAUGGAUCUUAGGUGAUGCCGGCUACCCUUUGAAACCAUAUUGGAUCACGCCUUAUAGAAUAUCGGGAAACAUGCAGCACAAUGAAUCGAAGAUUAAAUUCAACCAAAUGCUUUCAAAUACAAGAUGGAUUGUUGAGAGAUCGUUUGGAAUUAUUAAGAAUGUAUUUCGAUGUAUUCUUGGUGCGAGACAGCUUCAUUAUAAGCCCGAAAAAGCUAGUAGAAUUAUUAAUGUAUGUUGUGCUUUACUCAACUUACGCGUUAGAUUUAAUGUACCCAUACCCGAAGAAAAUGUAGUUCAAUUGGAAAAUGAUUUUCCUGAAGAUGUUAACAAUGAAGAAGAAAAUUUUACUGCUGCUGUUAUCAGGGAUGAAAUAAUGCAAGCUAUUAUGUGA